This is a messenger RNA of Symbiodinium pilosum, 993 nucleotides long. Lineage: Eukaryota; Dinophyceae; Suessiales; Symbiodiniaceae. The record is from the annotation of a GenBank genome assembly.
AUGCACUCCAAAGAGCUGGUGCUAGGCAUAGCUGUUGUCCUCUCGGCGUUCACUCUGGUGAUCUCAGGGUUGAACAUGGUCAGAGGACCUUAUGGAGACGGGGCCGAGGUAAUGAAAAAGAUCGAUAGCCUCACAGCGCGCUUUGACGCACUGAUGGCUGCAGUGAACCAGGAGAAGUCGCAGAAACCUGUGGCUCCGGUUCCAGCGGAGCCCUUCACGCAGCCCAAAGUGGCCGCGGCAGCUGGUGUGCCAGCUGGAAUUUUUAUGCGGCCAGCGGUGCUGCUGGACAUUGAGGCAAAAGCGGAGCAAGCGUACUGGUACCAAGCUCGCGAACGCGAGCUGGCUAGACUGGUGUGGGAAAAGUUCAGUAGCCCCAACUGGCCUUGCAUGUGGGGCGAAGCUUUGAUCGGAGAGGGAGUGGGAGAUGGAUCGAAAUGGAUGUGCGGUGCACACGUGAUGCAGAAGCCGUGCGUGGUAUAUUCCUUCGGCUCAAAAGGAAACUUCAAGUUUGAGGAGGGCAUCAAGGCGCUGGGUCUGAAUUGUGACAUCCACAUCUUUGAUCCGACUUUUGGCGAUGUGGGGGUUACACGUGGACCUGGUUGGACAUACCAUCACGUGGGACUGCGGGCUUCGGAUAAUCGAAGUGAUCCGACUGCGCCCUAUCUGACGUUGCAGACCAUUAUGAGGGAGAAUCAUCAUACUUUCCUGGAUGUUCUCAAGAUUGACAUCGAAGGUGGGGAGCUUGGAGUUGUACGCCAGCUUGCGCGGGAUGGCUGGCCGUCAGUGGGGCAGCUUCUGGUCGAGGCUCACCAGACACGAACCUUCAGGACGGAGGCCUUGUUGGCCGAGUGGAUGAACAGCAUCGAGAGUGCAAACCUCAGGCUGUUCCACGCAGAGUUGAACAUCCACAAAGCAUGCUGCAUGGAGUAUGCUUUCAUCCACAAAGACUGGAGACCGGAGAUCAAGGACUACCUGAUGACAAGUUCAAAGUAA